Oncorhynchus keta (chum salmon) is the source of this 1147-nucleotide messenger RNA. Its product is annotated as AT-rich interactive domain-containing protein 3A-like. The record is from RefSeq and is a predicted model, not a curated record. Lineage: Eukaryota; Metazoa; Chordata; Actinopteri; Salmoniformes; Salmonidae. The coding region runs from base 30 to 323 and encodes 97 amino acids. The transcript has 3 exons.
CCAUCAAGUUAAACAACGGAGGUGAGAGGAUGAGAGAUGACAGACAAGAGACUCCAUUGAACCUGUCUACCAGCGGCAUUAGCAGCAUCAACGUGUCAAUAGAAAUAGAUGGAGUUGUCUACACAGGUGUUCUGUUUGCCAAGAAGCCCUCCCUUCCCAUGAUGCUGGGUGGUCACCAGAUCCAGAACCACACCUCCUCUCUGGGAAAGACCAGUCUGGGACUGAACUCCUCCUGCGUACAGAUCCAUCCGUCCUGCUGCUCCUCCUCCUCCUCCACGACCUCCACAUCCUCGGUCCACAGACCCGGAAACUCCUCCCCCUGAUCUGAGUCCCACCCACAGCCCCACCAACUCACUCUAAACCCCGCCCCUAUCCUCCCCCAAAGACAGCACACGGUCUGAGAUACCAGGAUGAAAGACUUCUGUUGUUUUUUCCCUCCUCCUCCUCCCUUUUUCUCCAUUUCCCUUAUCCCAGUUAAAAUAAUAAUAAACAAAUAUUUACAGAGGAAAUACUUCCCUAGGAAAAGAAACAAGAAAAGGCUCUCAUUCUAUUCUCUCUCCUCCGAACUCUGAAUAGCAAUGGUAUGUAGAGGACCUCUGAACCCAAUGGUAUGCUGAGGACCUCUGAACCCAAUGGUAUGCUGAGGACCUCUGAUCCCAAUGGUAUGUAGAGGACCUCUGAACCCAAUGGUAUGUAGAGGACCUCUGAACCCAAUGGUAUGCUGAGGACCUCUGAACCCAAUGGUAUGCUGAGGACCUCUGAUCCCAAUGGUAUGUAGAGGACCUCUGAACCCAAUGGUAUGUAGAGGACCUCUGAACCCUGUGUGUGUGUAUGUAGAGGACCUCUGAACCCAAUGGUAUGCAGAGGACCUCUGAACCCAAUGGUAUGCAGAUGACCUCUGAACCCAAUGGUAUGCAGAGGACCUCUGAACCCAAUGGUAUGUAGAGGACCUCUGAUCCCUAUGGUAUGCAGAGGACUUCUGAACCCAAUGGUAUGCAGAGGACCUCUGAACCCAAUGGUAUGCAGAGGACCUCUGAACCCAAUGGUAUGUAGAGGCCCUCUGAACCCUGUGUGUGUGUGUGUAUGUAGAGGACCUCUGAACCCAAUGGUAUGCAGAGGACCUCUGAACCCUGUGUGUGUGUAUGUA